AUGGCGUUGACGGAAGGAUUCCACGUUCCAAUUGGGGCGCUGAAUGACGGAGCCUUUGUGCCCAUCCCUACAUUCUUCGCGGAUGGCGGUUUAGAUUUCGGCACGCUGGAAAAGCACUUGGGGCGCCUUUGUUCGACCAAGGUCGUUGGGGUCGCAUUGAUGACUUAUUACGGCGAAGGCGUGCAUGUGACGGCCAGCGAGCGGCGGGCAUACAUCGCGCACGCCGCUGCGUACGUUAAGGGCCGCCACUCGAAAGCGCAAGUCUUGGUUGUGGCUUCGGCGGAGAGCACACACGCGUGCGCCGAAAAUUGCAAAGAGGCCAAAAGCCUCGGCGCAGACGCCGCGCUCGUUGCGCCACCUUCAGUGUACACAAGCCUGCUGGGAUGCGACGAUGAGGAUGAUACACCCUGGCCGCACGCCAUUAGACACUCUAACGGAGGCGGGGUUCGCCUCACCGAACAAGAAUGUGUUCUGUUUGACUUUUAUUGCGAGCUUGCGCGCCUGUCCCCCAUUCCGAUCGUAAUUGACUGCUCAGAGUACGGAGUACCGCGUACCACACUUGUCGCUGACAAUGCUGGACGUCCUGGCUCUGGCGAGGGUUGGAGCUCUGCUAGCCCUAUAGUACAUCCGAGUCUGCUCUACUUAUUACAGCAGCAGCCGAAGAUUAUUGGGUUUGCGACAUCGUCUCAUAUCCAGGAUUUCCCCAAUUGCACCUUUACAAACUGUAGCUUCACGGUUCUUCUCACUAACGUUGCCGCUUUGAUGCACAUGAAGAAGAGAAAGUAUCCUGAACCAUCCCAAAAUACGUCACCUCGUUCCGCUCUACAGCGAGACAUGAAUGCGCAAAGCGAUACUCCUCCAGUCUCCUUGGACACAAGUUCUCCGCCGUCGUGCAGAGUCGCUUCCAUGAUUACACUGAGCAAUAUUUGUCCUUCCAUUAUCCGUCAUCUCGUACCCGAAACGAUCAGGGUUGUGCAGGUCGGUCAGGAACCGAAUAAGAUGGGGACGAGUGAGACCGAAGUGUUGCCUCUAUUCGAAUCUCUUGAAACGUCGCCGAUGGAACAGGCCCCCGAACGUAAACCAAUUAUUGGAGAGCGUAAACCGGAUCCUUGUCCGGAAAAGUGUUCGGAGCCGUCCUGCGGCGACCCCUACCCACCUGUUGACCAAUCAAGUGCCGUGGCCGAGGCAGGCACACCCAAAGUUUGGUUAGAGGAGACAGACCCAGCCGACCCAAUCGCUCUCGCAGAACUGGAAAACAAAAUUCUACAACUAUCCUUAUUCAAAGCUACUCUGUGUCAGAUACUAGGCUACUCUGCGGCCGCACCCGCAGCUCCCAUGAAGACUGCCAAACACGAGUCCGUCGCAAAGACUGUCGAACUGCUCACCCCUAUUUAUGACAUCGAGACGCGAGUCGCUUCUCGCCCUUCUUCCCCCUUACAGUCAUAA
Gregarina niphandrodes is the source of this 1446-nucleotide messenger RNA. RefSeq names its product putative dihydrodipicolinate protein. The coding region runs from base 1 to 1446 and encodes 481 amino acids. Gene Ontology annotation, molecular function: 4-hydroxy-tetrahydrodipicolinate synthase activity. The record is from RefSeq and is a predicted model, not a curated record. The transcript has a single exon. NCBI's taxonomy places the organism in Eukaryota, Apicomplexa, Conoidasida, Eugregarinorida, Gregarinidae.